Molecule: messenger RNA, 915 nt
Organism: Paramecium pentaurelia
Lineage: Eukaryota; Ciliophora; Oligohymenophorea; Peniculida; Parameciidae
Source: the annotation of a GenBank genome assembly
UAUGGUAAACAAUAGCUUAUAUCAUAGUCCAAAGUUUCUGUGGCAUCUACUUACACUAUAGGAGAAUCAAUAUCAUCUUUAGAUAUAAGUCAAGAAUAUACAGCUGCAGGUUUAUUGGAUGAAACAGUGGCAUUAUGGAAAGACAAAGUAUCAAAAGAAAAUGAACCAUAAAGAUUAGAAGGGCAUUUUUUAGGAAUUGUAGAUGUAAAAUUCUCAAAUAAUGGUGAAUUACUUGCAGUAAGUUCAUUAGAUAGUGUUAUACGUAUUUGGGAUUUAAAGAAAAGUAUAAAAUCAAAAGAAAUUGCAUGUGAUUAAAUGGAAAAUUGGAAUAUUUGUUGGUUGAAAGAUUAUAUAUGUACUGCAGGAGAGGGAGGAAGAUUAUCAAUCUUUAGUUUAGAUUAAAAUCAAGAAGAAAUUCCUGUAUUUUCAGUAGAAAACUCAUUUGCAUCUGCAUUAACUGCAAAUAAUGCAAAUAUUGCUGUUGGAACAGAUAGUGGUUCAUUACAUAUUGUUGAAGAUCCUAUUGAAAAGAGAAAACUUCAUUCAAAAAAAUUUCAUAAAAAAAUGGUGAGAUCUGUAAAAUUUAGUAAUGAUGGUUUUAAAGCUUUUACAAGUUCAGAUGAUGGAGAUAUUAAAUUAAUUGAUUUAACUAAAAUGAAAGAAAUUAAAACAUUUUAACAUCAUUAUUCUGUUAAUUCAAUUGAUGUUAAUCCAAUAGAUGAUAAAUUAGUUGUCAGUUGUUCAUCAGAUUAUAGAGUUAGAUUAUGGGACACAUAAUCUGGAUAAUGUAUUGAAUAAUUUAGUCCAUUUGAUAAAAAAGAUGAUAAAUUAUGGGCUGUUCGUUUUAAUAGAGAUGGAUCUUUAAUUGGAGUUUGCUCAUAACAAGGUUAAUUAAGUUUCUAUAGUAGAAAUUGA